Molecule: messenger RNA, 690 nt
Organism: Leptomonas pyrrhocoris
Lineage: Eukaryota; Euglenozoa; Kinetoplastea; Trypanosomatida; Trypanosomatidae
Exons: 1
Coding region: 1-690 (229 amino acids)
Molecular function (GO): calcium ion binding
Source: RefSeq, a predicted model, not a curated record
AUGGGCGGCAGCAUUUCGCAAGAGCAGAUGAACGACUACCGGGAGGUGGUGAAGGAUCGCCUCUCCGAGGAAGCCAUCGCGUUCCUUCACACGCGCUUUAUGAAGGCAGCGCCUGACGGUGUCAUGACCCCUCUCCUCUUCAAGCAGUACAUCGAGGGCGUCGAUGUGUUCAAGGAUCGCAAAAUACGGGAGGAGGAGCGCAAGCGUCACCAACCAGGCAUCUUUGAUAAACUUAGCAACAGUAGCAGCAACGGUAGCAGGAAAGCAAAGGGGAAGGCGGCGGCGGAGGCGGCUGCCGCAGAGGAUGGCAGUGACUACUACCGCCACCUCUUUCGCGGCUACGAUCUCGACAACGCUGGCAUCAUCACUUUCAAGAAGUUUUUGAUCUACCACGUUGCGAUCGUGUACAGCACGGAGGAUCUCUUCUACGUUAUCUUCAACACCUACGACGACGACGGCGAUGGCUGCUUGUCGUUGGGGGACAUGAAAUCCGUCAUCACGGCGGCAACGCGCUACGUAGGCGAUUACGACGUCGACGACCGUGAGGUGCGACGCGUGAUCGACGAAGAGGCGCGCCGUCUCAUGGGCUUCUUAGAUAUUCGCAAGCAGGGUUAUGUGCAGAUGGAGGACAUGCGCCUCCUCACGCAGAAGUACCCACAGGUGUUGGAGAAGAUGAAGUAUCUGAUGUGA